AGAUUCCCGAAGCUUCCACGAGGCUGAACAGAAAGUAAACAAGAGAACGCCAAGGGAGACGCGGUGUAACCCAAGGCUUUUUUUAUUUUUUUAUUUAUUUCUCCUGAAGGAACUCACCGAACCACACUCAGGGCACUGCAGGUGUUCCAGAAGGUGCAACACACAGUCACCAAGAUGAGUAUGAUGACGCCCAGCAUUGAUCUCAGCUCCUACCGUGACCAGCACUUCAAGGGGUCACGGGUGGACCAGGAGCGCAUGUUACAUAGCACCAGCACCCUGUAUGUGGGCAACCUCUCCUUCUACACCACGGAGGAGCAGCUGUAUGAGUUGUUUGGCCGUGCUGGUGAUGUCAAGAAGAUCGUCAUGGGGCUGGACAAGUUUAAAAAGACGCCUUGUGGGUUUUGCUUUGUCGAGUACUUCACCAGAGAAGACUCAGAGAUGUGUAUGCGUUACAUCAACGGAACUCGACUGGAUGACCGGAUUGUGAGGACCGAUUGGGACGCUGGAUUUGUGGAGGGACGGCAGUAUGGAAGGGGCAAGAGUGGAGGCCAGGUGAGGGACGAAUACAGGACAGAUUAUGACAGUGGCCGGGGCGGAUACGGGAAGAUCGUCCAACAGAAGAUGCUCCCCAAGCUGACUUAGGACUGGUGGGGCGUGGCGGAGGUGGGACGUAAAGGGUGUGGUGGUGUGGAGAUGGGAUGUAAGGGGUGUGGUAGAGUGUGACAGAGGGCAUGAAGAUUUCUAAGAUUUUUCUUACUGCUUUAUUUACUUCUUGACUAGCUUUGUUUUCUUGAGAUUGGGGAUUGGAAGAGGUUCAGAUUGCAUUGGAUUAGAAGAUAAGAUUGUUUGGUGAUUGAAAAAGAGGGUGAUUUAUUUAUUUAUUUAUUUUGAUUUUUUUAUUUUAUUUUGUAUUGAAAUUAAAAGUUUACCUGUUUUUUUUUUUUUUUCUAUUUUUAUUAUUUAUGUAGAGUUGUCGUUUUUUAUUUGCAGUUGUCAGAGAAAGAUGAAUAAGUAAGACAGAUAGUUUGGUGACUGAAAGAGAGGAUUGUUUUGUAUUGAAAGAUGAAAAGUUACCCUGUUUUUUAUCAUUAUUAUUUUUUUCACUUAGAGUUGUCAUAAAGAAAAAAAGUUGAAUGAAUAAGAAAGAUUGAUUGAUGAUUGAAAAAGGAUUGUUUUUUCUAAUUUUUAUUCUUUGUUUUUAUUUAGAGUUGUCAUAAAGAAAAAAUUGAAUAAAUGUAGUUUGUUGAUUGAAAGAGAGGAUAUUUAUGUAUUGAAAGAUGAAAAGUUAAUCUGUUUUUUAUCAUCAUUAUUAUUAUUUUAUUUAGAGUCAUCAAAAAGAAAAAAGUUGAAGUAAUUUUCUUUUCUCUGAUUUUGUAUUCAUUAAAAAAAAAAAUAAUAAUUAGAAUUGAAGGAAAGCUUGAGAGAGAUAUGAAUUCUCCAGCUUUUGAAAUUUUGCAGGAGGAAUAGUGAGCAAGAUGGAGAGAGAAAAUAACUGUUUACAGGGAAGUGAUAAACAAUUUUUGAGGCAUUAAUCACAUCUAUUGCAUUGUGUCAGACAAGAGAUGAUGUAGACUUGAACCACAAAUACCCAUGGCAAACUAAAGAUAAAAGAACUUUUGAGUUUAUGCUGAGUCUGUGAAAAGAAAAUGGACUUAGGAAUAAUGGAUUUUGCUGGUGCAGUUGUUAGAGUGUAGUUUUAAAUCACAACUAUUAACUACCCAUAGAAAACUUAAAAAUUAGAAAAACAAUGCUGAUGUUUAUGUUAGGUCCUCUGAAAGAAUAUUGAAUUUGGAAGCAUUUCUGUUACUGCUGUUUCUGAAUUUACUCACUGAAGGUGUUAAAAUGUCUAGACCUACAGUGUAACAAUUAUAGAAGACUAGGGUACUUGAAAUGUGAAAGUUUAUGUUAAGUUGUCAAGAGAAAAUGAUGUUAAUUAUAAUUUUUGAAGUGCCCUGUGAACCAAACUCUUCUUUUUUAAUCUGAUCUCAGAAAUCAAUAAAGCUUUCAUGGUUCUGCUGA
This is a messenger RNA of Portunus trituberculatus (swimming crab), 2019 nucleotides long. RefSeq names its product nuclear cap-binding protein subunit 2-like (gene Cbp20). Gene Ontology annotation, cellular component: nuclear cap binding complex. The transcript has 5 exons. Gene Ontology annotation, biological process: mRNA cis splicing, via spliceosome. Lineage: Eukaryota; Metazoa; Arthropoda; Malacostraca; Decapoda; Portunidae. The coding region runs from base 175 to 642 and encodes 155 amino acids. Gene Ontology annotation, molecular function: RNA cap binding. The record is from RefSeq and is a predicted model, not a curated record.